AACAAACAGAAUAGGAUGAAAUGUAACAAUACAGAAGACAACGUCGUACCUGCUUAAAGGAGCCGUGAUCGAUGUGAAACCUCCAACCAACUCGUCGCUUAGGUAAAGGAAACGCUUUCUUACCGGGAUUUUGAAAAGAAAACAGGAAAAGUGGUGGCAAAAACUAAAUAAACUGGAGAUAAAAUAAGUGUGGACUCUAGACGUUAAUGAAAGUAAAGCAGACAGUAUUAGACAGGAUAAGACUCAGAGGGAUCAAAUGAUAAAGAUGUUGUAGAAGAUGAGAAAUCAGGAUAAGAAAAUCUGCCAAUUAGAACCAGCUGGCCAAGAGCUCCUUUAAAGUGGACCCUCGAAUCGGAAUGGCUUGAUUUUGCAGAGUGAAAGGGGAACGUUUUAAGCAGGAUUCUUGCUACAGAAGCAGAAGAAAGUUUACUGCAUUUGAUUGGGAAACUGCGUUCUAUGAAACAGCUGAUUUUCGCUGUCUCUUUAUCCGCCGACGGGGCCACCUGUUUUGUAUCGGAUUUUAUUCACCAUGUCCAAAGUGAUACAGAAGAAGAACCACUGGACCACCAGAGUUAACGAAUGCACAAUCUGCAAAGACGCUUGUGGCGAGCUGAAUGUGGAGUUGCUCGGAGGCGCGGAGGAUGGAGAGUUUCCGUACAUCGGACAAGUUAAGGAAGAUACAGUGGUUUACAAAAAUGGUAGAUUGACGCAGGGGGAAUUAAUACUGGAAGUGGAGGGUCUCUCGGUGUCUGGAUUGCCCCUCUAUGACGUGCUGACAGUGAUGAAGAACUGCAAGGGUCCCAUCAGGUUGAAAACUGUCAGACAAGGAAACAAACUCAACAAGGAUCUGAAGCACUAUCUGAGCCAGAGGUUUCAGAAAUCGUCCCCGGACCACGAGCUCCAGCAGACCAUCAGAGAUAACCUGUACCGCCACGCUGUGCCUUGUACAACCCGCCCCCCACGUGACGGAGAGGUCCCUGGGGUAGAUUACAACUUCUUGUCAGUAGAGGAUUUCCUGAACCUUGAACAGACUGGGACUCUUCUUGAAAUAGGAACAUAUGAAGGUAACUAUUAUGGUACACCCAAGCCGCCCAGCCAGCCCCCCAGUGGGAAAGUGACUGCCAGUGAUGCUUUGCAAGACAGCCUCCCUGGCUCUCAGCACUCCACACCCAAGCGCUCCAAGUCCUACAAUGACAUGCAAAAUGCUGGAAUAGUGCCUGCAGAAAACGACGAUGAAGACGAAGUCCCUGAAAUGAACAGUAGCUUUACAGGAGAUUCGAGUGAACCAGACGAGCACCCCGCCGUGCGACCAUACCCCUCCCGAGAGAACGCCCCCUCCUACGGUCUCAACAACGCCUCGUCGUCAACCACGGACAGCUCCCAGCAGACUCACCCCCACCUUCACCCUCCCGAAGAGGACCCGCUCGGACCUCUGCCUGACAACUGGGAGAUGGCUUACACCGAGAAUGGAGAGGUCUACUUUAUAGACCACAACACAAAGACGACAUCCUGGAUCGACCCUCGGUGCCUGGAGAAGCCCCAGAAACCACUGGAGGAGUGUGAAGACGAUGAAGAAGGCGUACACACUGAAGAGCUGGACAAUGAGCUAGAACUGCCAGCUGGAUGGGAGAAAAUAGAAGACCCAGUGUAUGGGGUGUAUUAUGUGGAUCACAUAAACAGGAAGACUCAGUAUGAAAACCCCAUACUGGAAGCUAAACGGAAAAAACAACUCGAACAGCAACAGCCACCAGAAGGUGAGCGGUACAUUCGAGAAUGGAUAGAAGAGCACUCCUCUGCCGGAGCUCCACUCGCUAGCUACGCCACCAACCACCAAGAGACAUACCGGGACCCACAGGCAGCCCCCCCACUGCCACCCCCACUAGGGGCAAAACGAGGAAAACCCUUCUUUACCCGGAACCCUGCCGAGCUGAAGGGAACCUUCAUCCACACCAAGCUGAAGAAGAGCAGACGAGGGUUCGGAUUCACAGUGGUGGGCGGGGAUGAGCCCGACGAGUUCCUUCAGAUCAAGAGUCUGGUUCUGGAUGGGCCCGCUGCGCUGGAUGGGAAGAUGGAGACUGGUGACGUGAUUGUGAGUGUGAACGACACCUGUGUCCUGGGGUAUACACACGCCCAGGUGGUGAAGAUCUUCCAGUCCAUUCCCAUCGGCUCCAUGGUAGACCUCGAGCUCUGCCGGGGUUACCCCCUGCCCUUUGACCCCGAUGACCCCAACACCAGCCUGGUGACAUCAGUGGCCAUCCUGGACAAGGAGCCAAUCAUCGUCAAUGGGCAGGAAAGCUACGACUCGCCAUCCAGUCACGGCAGCCAGACGGGCAACAGCGUGAAUGGUGCCAAGGAGCCGCGCCCGUACAGCCCCUCAGCCGAGGUGGCGUCCAAUGGCUCUCACACCUACCCGAGCGAUGUGGUGACGCUAGCGUCCUCCAUCGCCACCCAGCCUGAGCUCAUAACCGUCCACAUGGAGAAGGGGGACAAGGGCUUCGGCUUCACCAUUGCCGACAGCCCAGCUGGCGGGGGCCAGAGGGUCAAGCAGAUCGUGGACUACCCCCGCUGCCGGGGCCUGAAGGAAGGGGACAUUAUCGUGGAGGUGAACAAGAGGAACGUUCAGAGCAUGACCCACAAUCAGGUGGUGGACAUGCUGAGCAAGUGCCCCAAAGGAAGUGAGGUGACCAUGCUGGUGCAGAGAGGGGUGGCGCCGGCGAAGAAGAGCCCUAAGCUGCAGCAGUUGGAGAGGAAGGACAGCCAGAGCAGCUCCCAGCAUAGUGUCUCCAGCCACCGCAGUACGCGCACCGACUCGCCCAUACACCCGGCCCAGGCCCUGCCCAGCGAGAGCGCCGCGCCCCCGGCCCCCACCCAGCCACUGCCCGGCCUGCCCCCCCAGGAAUCAGGAGACGGCACCACUCAGAAGAAGCCAGACCCCUUCAAAAUUUGGGCCCAGUCUAGGAGCAUGUAUGAAAGUAGGCUGCCCGAUUAUCAAGAACAGGACAUCUUCCUGUGGAGAAAGGACACUGGCUUUGGAUUCCGAAUACUUGGAGGAAAUGAGCCCGGAGAGCCAAUUUACAUUGGUCACAUCGUGAAGUAUGGGGCAGCUGACGAAGAUGGGCGGCUGCGGUCUGGGGACGAGCUCAUAUGUGUGGAUGGGACAGCCGUGGUGGGGAAGUCCCAUCAGCUGGUGGUGCAGCUCAUGCAGCAGGCGGCCAAGCAGGGUCAUGUCAACCUGACCGUCCGCCGCAAGACCGGAUACGGAGUGUCCAAGGGCGACGGCGACGUGCCGCCGUCCCCGGCCUCGUCCCACCACAGCAGCAACCAGGCGCCGUCCCUGACGGAGGAGAAGCGCACGCCGCAGGGCAGCCAGAACUCGCUGAACACGGUGAGCUCGGGCAGCGGCAGCACCAGCGGCAUCGGCAGUGGCGGCGGCGGCGGCAGCGGGAGCGCCGUGGUCAGCACCGCCGUGCAGCCCUACGACGUGGAGAUCCGCCGCGGCGAGAAUGAGGGCUUCGGCUUCGUCAUCGUGUCCUCCGUCUCCCGCCCCGAGGCCGGGACCACCUUUGCUGGAAACGCAUGUGUGGCCAUGCCCCACAAAAUAGGUCGCAUCAUCGAGGGGAGCCCAGCUGACCGCUGCGGCAAGCUGAAGGUCGGCGACCGCAUCUUGGCCGUCAACGGCUGCUCCAUCACUAACAAGUCUCACUCGGACAUCGUCAACCUGAUCAAGGAGGCUGGGAACACUGUCACGCUGAGGAUCAUUCCUGGAGAUGAGUCCUCCAAUGCAUCACUGCUGACCAAUGCGGAGAAGAUUGCUACAAUCACGACCACACACACAGCUCAACAGCAAGCGGCACCCGAGCCAAGGAACAAUACAAAACCAAAACAGGAGUCAUUUGAAUUCAAAGCCCCGCAAGCACCUCCACCACCAGCUCCGACACAGGUUCCAGCCCAGGAGGCAGAGUUCUAUUCAGUUGAUCUUGAACGGGACAAUAAAGGUUUUGGCUUCAGUCUUCGAGGGGGACGUGAGUACAACAUGGACCUGUACGUCCUAAGGCUAGCGGAAGAUGGGGCAGCUGUCCGAAAUGGCAAGAUGCGGGUCGGAGAUGAGAUCCUGGAGAUCAACGGGGAGAGCACCAAGAACAUGAAGCACGCCCGUGCCAUCGAACUGAUUAAAAACGGUGGGCGGAGGGUGCGCUUGGUCCUCAAGCGAGGGGACGGCUCCGUGCCCGAAUAUGACGCCAGCAAUGACGGCUACAGUCCCGCCGCCGGUACACAAAAUGUUUCGGAAGUGAAAACCCUGCCACCAAACAGUCGAUUACAUGCAUCAUCGGAGUCCAGUUAUCCACCAGAUCUUCACAAACCAUCACAAAAUGAGGACAAGAGGACGAAGGAGGCUGCGGACAGAAGGGAACACGGCCGACACUCCAACCACCACCACCACCACCACCACCACAGCAGCAACCACGGGAGCCACGGCAACCAUUCCAAAUCCCGACACCGCUCCCCCGACAAGAAGACCACGCACAGGCGGCGAGGGAGGAGGUCGGAAGAAAGCGGCACGUCCAAACACAGCAAGAAAAGGGAGGAAAGCUCGGGCAGGAAGAGGGCGGAGCACGAGUCGCACCACCGGAGCCGGCACCACUCCCCAGAAAAGAGGCGGAGUGGGGCCAGGAGCUCGGAGAACACCCUGGACCGAAGACACGGGAGGAGGCACGACCGCUCCCCCGAGAGACGCCACCGCUACGCGUCCCCACGCCGCAGGAGCUCCCUGGACAGGUACAAAGACCCGUACAGAUCACCGGAGCGGGAACGGGACUACUCUCCCGACAGGCGCAGAGCCAAGUCCAUGGACUGGAGGCGGGACCUCUCCCCCGAGAGAGCGCGGAACAAGAUGCCGGAUAAAAUGAGCAGGGAAGAGGGCUUCCUGAGGGAGCCCUCGGCCCCGGAGCCUGUCCCCAAGCCGGAGAGCUUCCUGAAGGAGCUGCCAGUCCCUGAACACAACUCCAAGGUUGAAAGCUUCCUGAAGGACAUGCCUAUCCCUGAGCGAGCCUACACAGAGGACAGCUUCCUGAGCCUGAGGGAAGCGGAGCGCGCCGAACGCAUCUACAAGGAAGAGACGCUGCCCAGGGGCAGGACGCUCGACAGAGCCUUCAAGAACAAUCACACGCUGGGGGACGCGUCGCCUGAGAGGAGCGACAGGGAGGAGAGGUUCGCACGAGACCGAUCACCCGAGAGACGCUACAAAGCCGUUAGCCUGCCAAGAGAGUUGUCGCCCGACAGAAUCCCCAGACGAGAGGACGUGGACACGCCCAGAAUCAAGGAGUACUACAACACGUUGAAGUCUAGUUCCAGCCUCAGCUCCAAACCGUUCCCUGAGCCCAAGAGAAGGCCCUACAAAGAAAGCCACAAUGACCUCAGCAUCUGAUCGAAUGUCUCCGCUACUCUGCAGUUCUCCUCCACACAUAGCCCUUCAUAUGUGGAAAAACAUGGACCCUGGAUACUAACUUAUUGAUUUGACAUUCCUGUGUUCCCAGACAGUGUAUCAGCAGAAGUACGAUUUUUUUU
Molecule: messenger RNA, 5565 nt
Organism: Megalops cyprinoides (Indo-Pacific tarpon)
Lineage: Eukaryota; Metazoa; Chordata; Actinopteri; Elopiformes; Megalopidae
Gene: magi1b
Product: membrane associated guanylate kinase, WW and PDZ domain containing 1b
Exons: 23
Coding region: 530-5425 (1631 amino acids)
Biological process (GO): signal transduction
Cellular component (GO): cytoplasm
Molecular function (GO): protein binding
Source: RefSeq, a predicted model, not a curated record